GUCGUGCAUGUGGAUGUUGGACGGUAUUAAAAGCUCAUUCCUUGCCUUUCCCACUCCUCGCAUCACCACACUCACCUAAACCAUCACAAUUCCACCGCAACCGAAGUCCCAACCACAACCAUGUCUCUCGCUGCACACCCAAGCCCAAAUGCCCCCCUCCUCUCCCAUUUUUCUCUCGCAGGCAAAACUGCUCUCGUGACGGGCGGCACUCGGGGAAUUGGUCUCGAAGUAGCCCGUGGUCUCGCGGAAGCAGGCUCUAAAGUCGCCAUUAAAGCCUCUGGACAAACGGUCAAAGCCUACAAAUGUAACGUGACCCAUCAACCAGAAAUCUCAUCUACCAUCGACACCGUCCGAACCGAGCUUGGCAGUGGAGUUCUCGAUAUCGUUGUCGCGAAUGCGGGCAUUGCCACGCAUCAUGCGGGAUUGGACUAUACUCCUGAACAAUUUCAAGAGAUCAUGAAUGUUAAUCUCAACGGAGCUUUCUACACUGCGCAAGCUGCUGGACGAAUAUUCGAGAAGCAGGGAUUUGGAAAUGUAAUUUUCACCGCGAGUGUUAGUGCUAUUCUGGUCAAUAUCCCGCAGAAGCAGGCAGCUUAUAAUGCUAGUAAAGCUGCAGUUGUACAGCUUGCUAGGUGCUUGAGUGUUGAAUGGGUUAAGUUUGCGAGGGUCAAUUGUGUUUCGCCUGGGUAUAUUGCGACGGAUAUGCUUGACAUCCAUCCAAAGGAAUGGAGGGAGAAGUGGUUUGGGAUGAUUCCUGCGGCGAGGUUGUGUGAACCUGCCGAGUUGAAGGGGGCUUAUGUCUUCUUGGCGAGUGAUGCAAGCAGUUACAUGACUGGAGCAAAUUUGGUUAUUGAUGGUGGAUACACACUUCCAUAAGUGAUUGUGAGCGCGAUCGGCAUCUUUAAUUGUCCAGUGGUGAGGGCUUUGAGGAAGGAAUUCAGGUGGGUGAGGUAGAGGCAAGUUAGAGUCGAAAGAAAUUGGGUGUAAACAACGCAUUGAUGAAGUUAUCAAAACAACGGUUUGCCCUAACAGUAAUCCCGAUUCUUACAUUCAUACUCUUUCUUAGUCCUACUGUGGCUCAUUUCAUGUACUUCUUGAGAAGUGGUUGUUGUGAAUCGCAAGG
Mollisia scopiformis is the source of this 1123-nucleotide messenger RNA. RefSeq names its product NAD(P)-binding protein. Gene Ontology annotation, molecular function: oxidoreductase activity, acting on NAD(P)H, oxygen as acceptor. The coding region runs from base 121 to 876 and encodes 251 amino acids. The record is from RefSeq and is a predicted model, not a curated record. Gene Ontology annotation, cellular component: intracellular anatomical structure. Lineage: Eukaryota; Fungi; Ascomycota; Leotiomycetes; Helotiales; Mollisiaceae. The transcript is spliced from 3 exons.